Messenger RNA from Oryza brachyantha (malo sina), 312 nucleotides. RefSeq names its product putative glutaredoxin-C14. The coding region runs from base 1 to 312 and encodes 103 amino acids. NCBI's taxonomy places the organism in Eukaryota, Viridiplantae, Streptophyta, Magnoliopsida, Poales, Poaceae. The record is from RefSeq and is a predicted model, not a curated record. The transcript has a single exon.
AUGGACCGUGUGAUGAAGAUGGCAUCGGAGCGUGCAGUGGUGAUCUUCACCCUGAGCUCAUGCUGCAUGUGCCACACUGUGACACGCCUCUUUUGUGAUCUUGGUGUCAAUGCCCUAGUGCAUGAGCUGGACCAGGACCCUAGGGGGAAGGAGAUGGAGAGGGCACUCCUCAAGCUGCUCGGGAGGGGGCCACCGGUGCCGGCCGUGUUCAUCGGUGGGAAGCUCGUCGGAGGAACCAACAAGAUCAUGUCCCUCCACCUUGGAGGUGAGCUGAUCCCCAUGCUCAAGAAUGCUGGCGCCCUUUGGCUGUGA